Entrophospora candida is the source of this 607-nucleotide messenger RNA. NCBI's taxonomy places the organism in Eukaryota, Fungi, Glomeromycota, Glomeromycetes, Entrophosporales, Entrophosporaceae. The record is from the annotation of a GenBank genome assembly.
ACAGUAGUUAUCAAAAUCACCUAUGUUACUGAACUUAAACAUGACUCAGAGAAUGAAAAGAUACGAUUUGUUUUACCAACUUGUAUUGCAGAAAGAUAUGGUUCUUCUUCUUCUUCACCUUCAACAAUAACUUCAACAGCUAAUUAUGGUAAAAAUCUUGUACCUGAUGAUGUAAAAUAUUCUGGGGAAGCAAAUUAUAAACUGGAUUUAAAAAUUAAUUGUAGAAUGACCUCAACCAUUCAAUCAAUUGAGUCACCUUCUCAUUUGAUCUCUGUUGAAUUAAAUGUCAAUGGCAAUCCCAAAACUUCUAAUGUUACUUUGGCUGAACAAAUUACUUAUUUAGUGAAAGAUUUUGUUUUAGUUGUCAAGAGUGAGGAUCUUGAUAAGCCAAGUGCAUUUCUUGAAUAUAACCCUGGAACAGAAUCUAAUUGUUUAAUGUUGACAUUAGUUCCAAAAUUUUCUUUAAAUCCAAUUCGAACAGAAAUAGUUUUUAUUAUUGAUAGAUCAGGAUCAAUGCAAGGUGAACGAAUUAAAAAAGCAGGACAAGCAUUAGAACUAUUUCUACAUUCACUACCAGAAGAUUGUUACUUUAAUGUGAUAUCAUUUG